This is a messenger RNA of Aspergillus japonicus CBS 114.51, 802 nucleotides long. Its product is annotated as putative iron-sulfur cofactor synthesis protein (Isu1). The transcript is spliced from 2 exons. Gene Ontology annotation, cellular component: mitochondrial matrix; cytoplasm. Gene Ontology annotation, biological process: intracellular iron ion homeostasis; iron-sulfur cluster assembly. NCBI's taxonomy places the organism in Eukaryota, Fungi, Ascomycota, Eurotiomycetes, Eurotiales, Aspergillaceae. Gene Ontology annotation, molecular function: ferrous iron binding; 2 iron, 2 sulfur cluster binding. The coding region runs from base 171 to 782 and encodes 203 amino acids. The record is from RefSeq and is a predicted model, not a curated record.
CGACUAUCAAUCUUUCAUCACACACCUUACCGUCCCCAACUCAUCAACCCUUUUUCUCCCACCUCAUCAACGACAACCACUUAUUCUGCUCAAAAAUACCAUCAUAUCUUCCUAAAACUUCACCGCACGAUACCCUUUUCUUUUUCUACGACUUCCACACAACCACCACAAUGUUCCGCCGUCUCGUAACAGUCGCUCCCCGCGCCGCGGGCGUUCUCUCGCCUCGCAUCAUCGCCCCCGCCGUCGCCGGCGUGCAGCAGCAGACCCAGACCUCGAGCCUGCGCGCUUCCACCCCCUCGCCUCUCCAGCAGCAGCGCCGGGGCUACCACGAGAAGGUGCUCGACCACUACUCCAACCCCCGCAACGUGGGCUCGAUGGCCAAGAGCGUCGACGUCGGCACGGGUCUCGUCGGUGCCCCGGCCUGCGGUGACGUGAUGAAGCUCCAGAUCCGCGUCGACAAGGACACCAACGUGAUCAGCGACGUCAAGUUCAAGACCUUCGGCUGCGGCAGCGCCAUCGCCAGCUCCAGCUACCUGACCGAGUUGGUCCGCGGCAUGACCCUCGACGAGGCCGCCAAGAUCCGCAACACUGAUAUCGCCAAGGAGCUGUGCUUGCCUCCUGUCAAGUUGCACUGCUCCAUGCUCGCUGAGGAUGCCAUCAAGUCCGCCAUCUCCGAUUACUACACCAAGAACCCCAAGGCUGUCAAGACCAACCUGGCGGGUACUGGUGCCUCGAUCCCGGACCUCCAUGCUCAGCCCGAGAAGGCGGCCCCUGUCGCCUAAAUACGACAAAAAAAAAAAAA